This is a messenger RNA of Mycetomoellerius zeteki, 418 nucleotides long. RefSeq lists its product as uncharacterized. The record is from RefSeq and is a predicted model, not a curated record. Lineage: Eukaryota; Metazoa; Arthropoda; Insecta; Hymenoptera; Formicidae. The coding region runs from base 101 to 418 and encodes 105 amino acids. The transcript is spliced from 3 exons.
CUAUGGCAGAGAACGAGACGUAACGAGACGUAAGUUCCGUAGUCGUAACGUAAGGUAAGGCAGAGAAAAACGUAGCUGUCGUAGUCGUGACUGGUCUGGAAUGGUCGGUAAAGUGUGUCAGAGCGACGAGACCAGUCACGACUACGACAGCUACGUUUUUCUCUGCCUUACCUUACGUUACGCCUACGGAACUUACGUCUCGUUACGUCUCGUUCUCUGCCAUAGCCCAAACGGAACGAACUUCUAUGCUUCUAUGCGCAUCAUGCAAGAAACGGAACGCACCCAAAGUCUUCGUCACAUGCAGGCCUCCAAAAAAAAAUGCUAUAGCGCCGCCAUUUUUACAGAAAACGAGACAACGCUCAACGCUGUUGCCUUUCGCAGUUCUUACAUGUUCAGUGGUACGAAUAUAGAUGAGUGA